Cutaneotrichosporon oleaginosum is the source of this 756-nucleotide messenger RNA. RefSeq lists its product as uncharacterized. NCBI's taxonomy places the organism in Eukaryota, Fungi, Basidiomycota, Tremellomycetes, Trichosporonales, Trichosporonaceae. The record is from RefSeq and is a predicted model, not a curated record. Gene Ontology annotation, molecular function: transmembrane monodehydroascorbate reductase activity; heme binding.
AUGCGCCGCGCUGCCCUCCUUCUUCUGCUUCUGCAUGCUGCGAGCGCGCAGUACGGGUACGGGCCGUACGACGCGCCUGCAACCACUGCAGCGUCCCCGAAGCCUACGGCGGCGGCUGCUGCCGCCGGAGACGACGACGCGAGCUACGGCAUCAAGAUCUCGCCGCGGUCCGCGGUCGUCGCGCAUGCCGUCUGCGGCGCCCUCGCCACCAUGCUGCUUCUUCCCGUGGGCGUUAUGGCCGCGCGAGCCCCCCGCGCCUUCACCGGCAAGCGCUGGUGGUUCCCGCUGCACGCGGGCGUUCAGGCGCUCGCCGCCACGUUUGUGCUCGCCGCCUUCGGGAUUGCGUGGGCGCGCUUCACGCUGCACCCUGUCAACACGCCGCACCGCAAAGCGGCCGUCGCGUUCUUCGCUCUUGUGUUCGCCCAAGCCCUCCUAGGGCUGUGUGUGCACCUGUUCCGCAAACGCGGCCGCCGUGGGCCUGGCAACUACGCCCACUGGGGCCUGGGGCUCGCCGUCGUCGCCGUCGGAUGGACUGUGGCGUGGCUUGGCCUUACCACCGAGUGGCAGUAUCGCGGGCACGGCAAGCCCGCGUUCGGAUGGAGGGUCGGCUGGGGCGUCGUUAUGGGUCUUUGGAUCCUGUUGUACGCCGCUGGCCUCGCACUGCUUCCGCGUCAGCUAAGGCGUGAGCGUGCCGCGGCGGCUGAGGAGCGCGACGCAGAUGUCGCACCCCUCCAGUCCCCGAAUAAGAUCAGCUAA